Sarcophilus harrisii (Tasmanian devil) is the source of this 10317-nucleotide messenger RNA. RefSeq names its product EMAP like 5 (gene EML5). Gene Ontology annotation, molecular function: microtubule binding. Bases 369 to 6488 code for a protein of 2039 amino acids. NCBI's taxonomy places the organism in Eukaryota, Metazoa, Chordata, Mammalia, Dasyuromorphia, Dasyuridae. The transcript is spliced from 45 exons. The record is from RefSeq and is a predicted model, not a curated record.
GGCGGGCGGCGCGAAGCGCGGACCCGCGGGGUGGUGACGAGCCUGAGGGGGCGGAGGCCGCCGCGGGGCACGAGCCGCGCCGCAGGUGACCCAGUGGGGGAGGAGGAGGGGUGGGGGGGGAGUGUAUAUACCGCAUCCCUGAUUCUGCCAGCGGGAGGCGAAAAAUAAAAACAAUUAAAAAACCCCCACAACCAAACCAACGCCGGGAGGACUACAGGCCCGUGUCCCCUCCCCCAACCCAGCAUGAGCAUCUCCCUCUCGGCCUCUGAGCACUGAGGAGGAGCCCGGCGCCGGCAGCCGGAGAUGCCCCAGGAGGCGGCUUAGGGAGCGCGGGCUCCGGACUGAGGAGCCCCAGGGCGGGCCUGGAGAUGGCGGCUCGGAGCGCCCCGAACUGCCACCUGCGGCUGGAGUGGGUGUACGGCUACCGCGGCCACCAGUGCCGCAACAACCUCUACUAUACGGCCGCCAAGGAGAUCGUCUACUUCGUGGCCGGGGUCGGCGUCGUGUACAGCCCCCGCGAGCAUCGGCAGAAGUUCUACCGGGGACACAGCGACGACAUCAUCAGCCUUGCAUUGCAUCCUGAACGAGUGUUGGUGGCAACUGGACAAGUUGGGAAAGAACCGUAUAUCUGUGUUUGGGACUCAUACACGGUGCAAACUGUAUCAGUGCUUAAGGAUAUUCAUACACAUGGCAUAGCUUGCUUAUCAUUCGACUUGGAAGGGCAACGCUUAGUAUCUGUUGGACUGGAUUCAAAAAAUGCAAUAUGUGUUUGGGAUUGGAAAAAAGGAAAAAUGUUAUCUAUGGCUCCUGGACAUACAGACAGAAUAUUUGAUAUUUCUUGGGACUUGUAUCAACCAAAUAAACUUGUCAGUUGUGGUGUAAAACAUAUUAAGUUCUGGAGUUUGUGUGGAAACUCUUUGACUCCAAAGCGAGGUGUCUUUGGUAAGGCCGGUGAUCUUCAGACAAUACUGUGCCUUGCCUGUGCAAGAGAGGAAUUAACAUAUUCUGGUGCCCUCAGUGGGGAUGUCUAUGUAUGGAAAGGAAUCAAUCUUAUACGUACAAUACAGGGAGCACAUACAGCAGGAAUUUUCAGUAUGAAUGCAUGUGAGGAAGGCUUUGCUACUGGUGGCAGAGAUGGUUGUAUUCGUCUCUGGGAUUUAACUUUUAAACCAAUUACUGUAAUUGAUCUCAGGGAAACAGACCAGGGAUACAAAGGUUUGUCUGUCAGGAGUGUUUGUUGGCGUGGAGAUCAUAUCCUAGUUGGAACACAAGAUAGUGAAAUUUUUGAAAUUGUGGUGCAUGAACGAAAUAAGCCUUUCCUCAUUAUGCAGGGACACUGUGAAGGUGAACUUUGGGCCUUGGCAGUGCACCCAACUAAGCCUCUGGCUAUGACUGGAAGUGAUGAUCGGUCUGUCAGGAUAUGGAGCCUAAUAGAUCAUGCAUUAAUAGCAAGAUGUAAUAUGGAGGAACCAAUUCGUUGUGCAGCUGUUAGUAUAGAUGGAAUUCAUCUUGCCCUUGGAAUGAAGGAUGGUUCUUUGACUGUACUUCGAGUAAGAUUCCACCAGAUAAUCUACUAUGAAAAGAAUAUUUACUCAUCAGUAGUACUGAGAGAGGACACAGUCAGAGUAAGAGGAGUGAAGCACGGGUGGAAUGUAAUAGCACUAAAGAAGGUUGAGGUGUCAGUGAGACAAGUCCAAAAUCAGGCAUGUGAAAGUAUCCCCUUCCUAAUUUGUCAUAUCAGAGAUAUGACAGAAGUCGUUCAUAUUAAAGAUAGAAAGGAAGCUAUUCAUGAAUUAAAAUAUUCACCAGAUGGAACUUUCCUUGCUGUUGGAUCAAAUGACAGCUCAGUUGAUAUUUAUGGAGUUGUCCAGCGGUACAAAAAAGUUGGAGAAUGUGUUGGAUCUCUUAGUUUCAUUACUCAUUUGGAUUGGUCUUCAGACAGUAGAUAUUUACAGACCAAUGAUGGAAGUGGAAAAAGACUAUUUUAUAGGAUGCCAAGUGGAAAAGAAGUGACAAAUAAAGAAGAAAUGAAAGGUGUUCAAUGGGCUUCAUGGACUUGUGUUUCAGGCCUUGAGGUUAAUGGAAUUUGGCCUAAGUAUUCUGAUAUCAAUGAUAUAAAUUCUGUAGAUGGAAAUUUUAUUGGCCAAGUUUUAGUUACAGCUGAUGACUAUGGAAUUAUAAAACUAUUCCGAUAUCCUUGUUUAAGAAAAGGAGCCAAGUUUAAAAAAUACAUUGGUCAUUCAGCUCAUAUAACCAAUGUUAGAUGGUCACAUGAUUAUCAGUGGGUUAUUUCUAUUGGUGGAGCAGAUCACUCUGUCUUUCAGUGGAAGUUUAUUCCCGAGAGAAAACUAAAGGAUUCCCUUCAUAUAGCACCACAAGAAAGUCUAGCUGACUCUAAUAGUGAUGAGUCAGAUUCAGAUCAGUCUGAUGUUCCAGAACUGGACUCUGAAAUUGAACAAGAGACUCAGAUCACAUAUCAUCGGCAGGUUUACAAAGAAGAUCUACCUCAACUUAAAGAGCAGUGCAGAGAGAAACACAAAAGUGCUACAUCUAAAAGAAGACUACAAGCCCCAGGACAGAGUAUACGGUUACAUUUUGUGCAUGGUUACAGAGGCUAUGAUUGUCGAAGUAAUCUAUUUUACACUCAGAUUGGUGAAAUUGUGUACCAUGUUGCAGCUGUGGGUGUGAUUUAUAAUCGACAACAGAAUACACAACGAUUUUAUCUGGGUCAUGAUGAUGACAUUCUCUGUCUGGCAAUUCAUCCUUUAAAAGACUAUGUGGCAACAGGCCAGGUAGGUAGGGAUCCUUCAAUACACAUAUGGGAUACAGAGACCACUAAACCAUUGUCAAUAUUAAAGGGCUAUCAUCAAUAUGGUAUUUGUGCUGUGGAUUUCUCAGCGGAUGGCAAACGUCUUGCAUCAGUUGGAAUAGAUGAUAGUCAUACUAUUGUGUUAUGGGACUGGAAGAAAGGCGAGAAACUCUCAGUUACAAGAGGAAAUAAAGAUAAGAUUUUUGUUGUGAAGAUGAACCCUUAUAUGCCUGAUAAAUUGAUUACGGCUGGUAUUAAACACAUGAAAUUUUGGCGGAGAGCAGGGGGAGGAUUGAUUGGGAGAAAAGGCUACAUCGGUCCCCUGGGGAAAAGUGAUACAAUGAUGUGUGCAGUGUAUGGUUGGACUGAAGAGAUGGCAUUCUCUGGAACUUCAACAGGAGAUGUGUGUAUCUGGAAAGACAUUUUUCUCAUAAAAACUGUCAAAGCACAUGAUGGACCAGUAUUCAGUAUGCAUGCUCUGGAAAAGGGCUUUGUAACUGGAGGAAAAGAUGGAGUAGUUGCUCUCUGGGAUGAUUCCUUUGAAAGGUGCCUCAAAACCUAUGCCAUCAAAAGAGCUUCUUUAGCUCCAGGAUCUAAAGGUCUUCUUUUGGAAGACAACCCUUCUAUACGUGCCAUAUCAUUAGGACACGGUCAUAUCUUAGUAGGCACAAAGAAUGGCGAAAUACUGGAGGUAGAUAAAAAUGGGCCAAUUACUCUGCUCGUUCAGGGACACAUGGAAGGAGAUGUGUGGGGUUUAGCUACCCAUCCUCAUUUGCCUAUUUGUGCAACUGUAAGUGAUGAUAAGACCUUAAGAAUAUGGGAUCUAUCUCCUAGCCAUUGUAUGUUAGCUGUCCGGAAACUGAAGAAGGGAGGAAGAUGUUGUUGUUUUUCUCCUGAUGGUAAAGCUUUAGCUGUAGGUCUCAACGAUGGAAGUUUUUUAAUGGUGAAUGCAGAUACCUUAGAAGAUCUUGUCUCCUUUCAUCACAGAAAGGAUGUUAUCUCAGAUAUUCGCUUUUCACCUGGUUCUGGAAAAUAUCUAGCCGUGGCAUCCUAUGACAGCUUUGUAGAUAUCUAUAAUGUCAUGAGUAGUAAGCGAGUAGGAAUCUGCAAAGGUGCUACCAGUUACAUAACACACAUUGACUGGGAUUUAAGAGGAAAACUUUUACAGAUCAAUACUGGUGCUAAAGAACAAUUAUUCUUUGAAGCUCCCCGGGGAAAAAAACAGAUUAUUCCUAGUCUAGAGGUAGAAAAAAUUAGUUGGGCAUCAUGGACAAGUGUUCUUGGUUCUUGUUGUGAGGGAAUUUGGCCAAUAAUUGGAGAAGUCACAGAUGUAACUGCCUCUUGUCUCACAAGUGACAAUGUCGUCUUAGCUACUGGUGAUGAUUUUGGAUUUGUGAAGUUAUUUAGAUAUCCUGCCAAAGGGAAAUUUGGAAAGUUUAAGAAAUAUGUAGCCCAUAGUACACAUGUCACAAAUGUUCGCUGGACUUAUGAUGACAGUUUAUUGGUCACAGUAGGAGGUCCAGACACAUCUCUUAUGGUUUGGACUUAUGAAAUGGAAGGUUAUCGAGAAAAAAGACCAUGUGAUAGUGAGGAAUCUGAUAUAGAAUCUGAGGAAGAUGGAGGAUAUGAUAGUGAUGUUAUGAGGGAGAAUGAGAUUACUUACACCAUCAGAGCCUUAUCAACAAAUAUCCGGCCAAUGUUUGGAAUCAAGCCUCAUUUACAGCAAAAAGAACCUACAAUGGAUGAAAGGCAAGGAGUAGUCAGGGGUUCCAGACCACCAGUUAGUAGGGCAUUACCCCAGCCUGAAAAACUUCAGACAAAUAAUGUUGGCAAAAAAAAGAGACCUAUUGAGGAUCUCGUGUUGGAACUUGUUUUUGGCUAUCGAGGCAAAGAUUGCAGGAACAAUGUUCACUAUUUGAAUGAUGGCAAUGAUAUAAUUUACCACACUGCAUCUGUUGGGAUCUUGCACAAUGUGGCAACAGGCUUUCAGAGUUUUUAUCAGGAACAUAAUGAUGACAUUCUAUGCCUUACUGUAAAUCAGCACCCCAAAUUUAUCAACGUAGUGGCAACUGGCCAAGUAGGAGACUCAGCAGACAUGUCAGCUACAGCUCCUUCUAUACACAUCUGGGAUGCAGUCAACAAGCAAACUUUGUCUAUCUUACGAUGUUACCAUUCAAAAGGUGUAUGUUCUGUUAGCUUUAGUGCUACUGGAAAACUGUUGCUGUCUGUGGGUCUGGACCCAGAACAUACCAUUACCAUUUGGAAGUGGCAAGAAGGUGCUAAAAUUGCCAGCAGAGCAGGUCACAACCAACGUAUUUUUGUGGCGGAAUUCAGACCAGAUUCAGAUUCUCAGUUUGUUUCAGUAGGAGUGAAACAUGUAAGAUUCUGGACCUUAGCUGGAAGAGCUCUUCUUAGUAAGAAAGGAUUGUUAAGUACAAUCGAAGAUACCCGGAUGCAGACAAUGCUAGCUGUAGCUUUUGGAGCAAAUAACUUGACAUUUACAGGUACCAUCAGUGGAGAUGUCUGUGUGUGGAAAGACCACGUUCUAUGUCGUGUUGUGGCGAAAGCUCAUAAUGGACCUGUCUUUGCGAUGUACACAACCCUUAGAGAUGGGCUUAUAGUCACUGGUGGCAAAGAAAGACCGUCAAAAGAAGGAGGAGCAGUUAAGCUUUGGGACCAGGAGCUAAGGCGCUGCCGUGCCUUCAGACUAGAGACGGGACAAAUUACAGAUUGUGUUCGCUCUGUGUGCAGAGGCAAAGGAAAGAUACUAGUUGGGACUAAGAAUGCUGAAAUAAUUGAAGUAGGAGAGAAAAAUGCAGUUUGUAAUAUUUUAGUUAAUGGUCAUAUGGAUGGACCAAUAUGGGGACUUGCAACACAUCCUUCAAGAGAUUUUUUCCUUUCCGCUGCAGAAGAUGGAACAGUAAGACUCUGGGAUAUUGCUGAUAAAAAGAUGCUAAAUAAAGUCAAUUUGGGUCAUGCUGCCCGUACUGUAUGCUAUAGCCCUGAAGGGGACAUGGUAGCUAUUGGUAUGAAAAAUGGAGAAUUUAUCAUUUUACUGGUAACUUCUCUAAAAAUAUGGGGAAAGAAAAGAGAUAGGAGAUGUGCCAUCCAAGACAUCAGGUUUAGUCCAGACUCCCGAUACUUGGCAGUGGGUUCUAGUGAGAAUGCUGUGGAUUUUUACGACCUAACAUUGGGUCCCACCCUUAAUAGAAUUAGCUACUGCAAAGACAUCCCAAGCUUUGUUAUUCAAAUGGACUUUUCUGCUGACAGCUGUUAUCUUCAGGUCUCCACUGGUUCAUAUAAACGGCAUGUCUAUGAAGUGCCUUCAGGAAAACAGCUGAUGGAUCAGGUUGCCAUUGACAGAAUAACUUGGGCUACAUGGACUAGCAUUCUAGGAGAUGAAGUAGUUGGAAUAUGGUCAAGACAUACUGAGAAAGCUGAUGUCAAUUGUGCCUGUGUAUCUCAUUCAGGAAUCAGCCUUGUAACUGGAGAUGACUUUGGCAUGGUCAAGCUAUUUGACUUUCCAUGUCCAGAAAAAUUUGCAAAACACAAGAGGUUCUUAGGACACUCUGCACAUUUGACCAAUAUUCGGUUUACAAGUGGGGAUCGACAUGUUGUCAGUGCCGGAGGAGAUGACUGCAGCUUAUUUGUCUGGAAAUGCAUGCAUAUGCCACACUGAAGGAAACUGGAAUGCUAGGAAGAUACUAUAUAAAAUUAUUCAAGAACACAAAAAGCAACAAAGCCUUUGCAUGAUCAAGAAAUGGUGCUAACUCCAAAAUGAAUCAAAUUGGGGAAAUGCCUAGAAUCUUAUCAGAAAGAUUAUUAAUCUAGUAUAUUUGCUGUGGUACCUAAUCAUGUUGGUAGUCCUGUUCACUGCCAGAUAUUCAAAAUAAUAUUCAGAUAAAUCAUAGAGUUGAAUGUGAUCUUCACAUAAGAUCAAGGAUUUUAUUUUAAACAAAAGUUAUUUUUUUUUCUGGGCUUUCAGUAUCAAAUUGGCAAUUUUGGUAUAAUCAGGAAUUUUUUUGGGGAGGAGGGGGGAGGUAGGUGAAAGACCUUUAUUCUUUAUAUUCCCACUUUUUUCUUUACCUUACCCAUUAUUCCUGUUCACCUUUUAGUUUCAUUUUCUUUAACUUUACUAUACAGUUAGAUAGAUAUUCUUUCCCACUCUUCUUUCCCCUGAAAACAAAAAGCAUUGGUUAUUAAGGAAAAUGAAGUUAUUUCAGAGUGUAACUUCUUCAUUUCAGCAAAUUGGUAGCAAACUAAAAAUCUGACAAUGGCUCACAUACAAUAAAUUUUCCCAGAGAAAAUUUGGUAUUAUUUAAAAACUUGUUUAUAAAAACUGAAAUCAUUGCAAAUUUCAGAACUAUCAUAUCUACAAUGAGUAAAUCAAUGCUUAGUAGUAAAUACACAUGAAACUGCUCUCAUAGACCAUUAGUAAUUUGAUUUUUGCCAUGACUUGGAAACAAAUUUUUUACUUUGUUAAUGCUGAAAAGUGUAACUCUUAAUUACUGUUUUAUGAAUAAAUCUAUUGCAAUUUUAACAUCAAAUUUUCAUAAUGAUAUAUUAUCACAGUCCCAAAAUGUUUGAGCUUUCAUCACCUUUUUCUAAGGUUCAGAAAUUAGUCAUAUAAACAAAGAACAUUUAGUACCCUAAAUAAACAGAAAAUUGGAGUGAUGAUUCUCACUUUAUUUGUGGGAUAAAUAAUACUAACAUAAUGAAAUAUUUUUAAAUUAAUAGAAAUUUUAGGCAGGAAUAAAACAACUGAAAGGCACCAUGUUUGAAAGCCAUGGCGAUUCAUGUUUUGGUAAGAUUUAGAUGGCAUUCAUCUGACAUUUCUUCCAAUCUUGGGACUAAUACUAUUUUAGUUGGACUUGUAAAAUAUUAUUCACACAGCAACUUUAUUUUUUAAAAUUAUGAAUGUGAAAUAAAUUCAUUGGUUUAUGAUAAAUACUUGGCAUAAAUUUAGUGUGAGGGAAUAUUGUUUUUUUCCCUAUUGGGAAGAUUCACACAAUCUUCUACAGACUGGUUUCCAGUGAUUUAAAAAAAAAAAAAAUACUAAAUCAAAUGAAUAUUGGAUCUGUUUCAAAAUUGAGCACAUUAAAAAAUUACUGCCUGGCUAAUUUAGACAAAUGAGUGAUAUACUUUAAAUUUUUCCAUUAUUUCUUGCUAAGGACAAAUAAUUUACACCAUUUUAUGUAUGAAAUUAAAGUCCAAUCCCAAUUUAGAAAAUCUGUGUAACAUCUAUUUAAAAUACCUAAAAAAAUCUAUUGUGGGCUAGCUGUCCCUUUUCCCUGCUCCUCCUCUCUCCCCAGUCCUUUAGAUACUUGGAUGUAGACUAUUACAUUAAGUCAUUGGAGUACAAUGUUUUAAACUGCUGCAAAAAACACACUGAUAUGUCCCAGUGGCUUAAUUUAAUAUGGCAUCCAGAUUUAUCUAACUGCUUUCAAAAUUAGCUCAAUGUAGAAAAACAAAAGUCAUUUGCUUUUAUGAACAAUGCAAAUAUUUGCUGUAUGUGGAAUUCUGAGAACAAUUAUUUAAUUAUAUGUCAAAUGCAGAUCAUUGUUCUCUAAGGCAAAAAACAUCAGAGGUAAAUAAUGUUAAGAUUCUCUAUUUGUAAGACAUGAAUAGUUAGAAAUUCUGAAUAGCAUUCCCAAAUACACAAGUUCAUUUGGAAAGAUAGAUGAAAUAUGUUCUCUCAUGUCCCCUAUUGAUAUAAACUCUAAUAUCAAUGGAUUCUCCCAAAUUCUGGAUAAAACUAGUUUUAGGAUUCAUUCAUUUUCUUAAUCUUUUAAGCAAUUCUCACUUAACAAAUUUCCCUAAUAAUAUAGCACUACACCCAAGAAGUAGUGAGAAGAAACUUCUCCUAAACUGCUCAGUGAGACAGUUCAUUUCAAAAACUUUUAAUGUUCAUUCAGCACAGAACUAGAUGUGCUUCCAAUUAGUGAUAUGCCAGUUAAGCAAUAGUAGAAUGUUAGACUAUGGAGUAAAUCAACUUUGUCCAACUGCUUAAUGCUUUUAAACAAUAGAUCUAUCUUAGUUUUACCUUUUAAAUAUAGAUAAGAAACAUAGCUGCAGUACUGAAAUCUUAAUGACUUUCUAAAUGAUGAAUUUUAACAGGAAUUUAUUUGGCAAAGUAUCAUAUAAAGUCAUUCAAUGUAUCAUAUAAAGUCAUUCAAUAUAAGACAGUACUGAGUAGCAUGCUCAAAUUUCUUCUAUGUAUCCCAGACAUUUUUAAAAAUUUGCACUGAAAAGAAAGGGGAGAUUUUCCCCUCUCAGGCAGUGCAUAGUCAGUCUCUAUUGGGAAUGAGCUAUUUUGGAAAAUCAGGUUAGGUGACUUCUUAAUUUACAUCUGUAAAAUUUGGCAGAUACUAGACAGCCUUAAUCCAAGUCUUCUUUAGUUAAAAUUUAAAACCACGUUGCUAAUUUUAUUUUCAAAAAUUAAUUGUGGGGAAGAUAAAAUGUUAGGUCACAUGGGAUAUACUGCCGUAUUUUAUGAAAAUCUUUUCCAGUUUCAUUUUUAAAACCCUGAAAAUUAUUUUUGCGUGCAUGACAUGAUUUAUUUGGUUAAUUUUAUCAACUUGAUUUGUAAUCUAUUACUUCUGUUACCUGUAAUUUCACUGGGUUUAUAAACACAAAAGCAUGCCAAAGCCUACUAUGCACUCUUUGUACCAAUCACUGUGCUAUUAUUGUCAAGACCAAAACCAUCUCCCUUGUUUGGUCCUCUGUUCUUGUUAAUUCUGGAUCAAACUUUAAAAAUUUCCCAGCAUUUGUUUUGUGUCAUUUCUUAUGUCAAAGAAACUGUAGUUAAAAGAACAAAGCAGUUAUAUUUUUAUGUAAGUGGCAAAAUGUUAUAGUUCAAGGACAAAAACAAUCAAUUUCUCACAUACUAGAAUGAUUUUUCUCCCCAGAGAAGUUCCAACAGCUGUUAACCUGUUCGGAUUCUUUUUGUUGUUGUUGUUUAAGUAUGAGUGGAGAUAAUCCUAUUAUAGUCUCAUUUUUCCUAAAUGGCAUUAGCCAUUUGAACCAAAUAUGUUUAUUCACUUUACUUUAUAAACAUUUUUUUGGGGGGGUGAGGGAAGGCCUUGUUUCUGCCAUUAAGUUUAGAUUAGUUUUAAUAAGAAUGUGAGAGAAGUAUCUUUUCCCCUAAACCAAACAGCUUUGUACUUUUGAGGAGAGGUGGAGGUGGUGGUACUGUAAAAACUCUGCAUAAAAAUGUAUUUGAAAUCUGCUUCUCUUUUCCUUUCCCUAUUAAUUAAAUCAUGCCUUUAGAAUCAGUGUAGCAAUUCUAACUUUUCUCCAUUUUGUGAAACAAGGAAGUUUCUAAAGGAGACUCUCUUCUAUUAAAUAGUAGCUUGUUCAUUCUCUAUAGGAUGAACCAAGCCAGUAUCUUAUGUACACACUCAAUAACUGGAAAAUUAGAUUGAGUUAAUAUGUAUUUUUUCUUGUUAACCUAAUUUAAGGAGGAAAAAUUUAACCCUUUUAAGUUAGCUCCUUGCCUUCUAUUCAUA